This is a messenger RNA of Pelmatolapia mariae (spotted tilapia), 651 nucleotides long. It is a transcript of the gene calml4a, whose product is annotated as calmodulin-like 4a. Gene Ontology annotation, molecular function: calcium ion binding. The transcript has 5 exons. Gene Ontology annotation, cellular component: myosin II complex. NCBI's taxonomy places the organism in Eukaryota, Metazoa, Chordata, Actinopteri, Cichliformes, Cichlidae. The coding region runs from base 169 to 630 and encodes 153 amino acids. The record is from RefSeq and is a predicted model, not a curated record.
GUGGUAAGAGGAAGGACAAUGCAGCGCUGUGGAUCCGAUAUCUGUGUUUCCACAGCAACAGAUAUUAAAUUACGACGGGUGGUGGACUUUAAACAGAGGUGGAGGGACAGGUGACGCAGGCUUCAGUAAACUGUCUUCUUCCUGAACAGAAACGCAGCAGUCUCAGACAUGGCUAAAUUCCUCACACAAGCUCAGAUCAAUGAGUACAAAGAGUGCUUCUCAUUGUAUGACAAGAAUCAAAAUGGCAAGAUAAAUAACAAAGACCUGAUCACAGUUAUGCGCUGCCUGGGUACAAGCCCCACACCUGGUGAAAUCAGGAGACAUCUACAAGUCCACAAAAUUGAAAAGUCUGCUGAGGUGGACUUCUCUACGUUCCUGUCAAUAAUGCACAGACAGAUACAACAGGAGGAUCCCAAAGUGGAAAUCCUGGAGGCCUUGAAGAUGACGGACAAGCAGAAGAAGGGAUACAUCGAGGCAUCUGAGCUGCGGGCCAAGCUCACCAUGUUAGGAGAGAAACUCACAAACAAAGAAGUGGACGACCUCUUCAGAGAGGCACACAUCAAGUCAAAUGGGAUCGUCAAAUACGAAGAGUUCACUGCGAUGCUGAUGCUGCCACCUGUUGAUUACUGAUUUUUUUUUAAAAGAAAACAA